Anolis sagrei ordinatus is the source of this 1526-nucleotide messenger RNA. Its product is annotated as aldo-keto reductase family 1 member B1-like. Gene Ontology annotation, cellular component: cytosol. Lineage: Eukaryota; Metazoa; Chordata; Lepidosauria; Squamata; Anolidae. The record is from RefSeq and is a predicted model, not a curated record. Gene Ontology annotation, molecular function: aldose reductase (NADPH) activity.
UUGGCUUUAGGGGCGGAGUGAGUGCUGAUUUAAUAGGCUUGCUGUCGCCUUUGAGCCUCCUUCCUCGCCUUGGCAAGCCUUUUGCUUCCCCAGAGAGGAGCCAUGUCCAAGUUCGUGGAGCUGAGCACCAAAACCAAGGUGCCCAUUGUGGGGCUGGGCACCUGGAAGUCUCUACCAGGACAAGUGGCAGCAGCUGUGAAGAAGGCCAUUGAUGUGGGAUACCGCCAUUUCGACUGUGCCCAUGUGUACCAAAAUCAAGACGAAGUUGGCAGUGGAAUCCAAGAGAAAAUCAAGGCAGGGGUUGUAAAGCGAGAGGAUCUUUUUGUUGUCAGCAAGCUUUGGUGCACCUUCCAUGAGAAAUCAAUGGUGAAAGGUGCCUGUAAAUCAACUCUUGCAGCCCUGAAAUUGGACUACCUGGACCUCUACCUAAUUCACUGGCCUAUAGGAUUCAAGGCUGGAGAUAAUAUGUUUCCUAGUGAUGAAAAAGGCAUGGCCAUACCCAGUAACACAAGUUUCCUAGAUACCUGGGAGGGAAUGGAGGAGCUGGUGGAUGCUGGAUUAGUGAAAGCGAUUGGGGUUUCCAAUUUCAACCACGAACAAAUUGAGAAAAUCUUGAACAAGCCUGGAUUGAAAUACAAGCCUGUAAAUAACCAGAUUGAAUGUCAUCCCUAUCUUACUCAGGAAAAACUGAUUAAUUACUGUCAAUCCAAAGGGAUCACGGUGACAGCAUACAGCCCCCUUGGCUCUCCCGACAGACCAUGGGCCAAGCCGGAAGAUCCAUCUCUCCUAAAUGAUCCUAAAAUCAAAGAGAUUGCAAAUAAGCACAAUAAAACUGCAGCACAGGUCCUGAUCCGGUUUCAUAUCCAAAGAAAUGUGAUUGUGAUUCCCAAAUCUGUCACCCCUGCACGAAUUGAGGAAAAUUUCAAGGUAUUUGACUUUGAGUUGUCUAAGCAAGAAAUGGAAACCAUUCUCAGUUUCAAUAGGAAUUGGAGAGUAUGUGCCAUGGGCAUGGCCGUCAACCACAAGGAUUAUCCAUUUAAAGCUGACUAUUAAGGCCUAGUUGUGAAUGUUUUGAGACCGAAGAAUGGACUGUUUUGUUUGUAUUGAGUUUGUCUUUUAAAAAUAAACUGCCCUUUCCACAUCUCACCUUUGUUGGCUUUCUCCAGCCCAGAUUCAAUAUAUUUUGAACAACAGAAUUUUAUCUUUCGACUUGUUUGAUGGCGGGAUCAUUUUUGCCAAGACAAAUGGCUAAAGUUGGAAAGAGUUAAAUUCCAUAUUGUCACAUACGUCGAAGUUCUGUCACAUGGUUUUCUCUAUCCAUCUAGACAGCUUAAUAAGGGGAGAAAAUUUGAAGUUUCUAUUUUUAUUAUUACAGGUUCUGCAUUUGCCUUGGCUCCAUAUUGGGGCUUUAAUGUUUUGAUUGUAUGAGGGGUAUUUUGUUUUUAUCUUUUUUUAAAGUUACCAAAAGGAUUUCGAGCAUAUCCUUCUGUUCCAUUACUUCUAAUAAAAUUAUCUGGUUCCUAUAA